UUGUCAAAUACGGAAAAAGAAUUCGUACGGGCGGUAAUAGCUGAAAAAUAUCGUCUGGAUGGACGCGGUCCCAGGGAGUACAGAUCAAUCAAAAUAAGAUACGAAGGUAGCAAGGGCUGCUGUUUUGUUGAUCUUGGAGAAACAAAGGUAGUUGCUCAGAUAUCCUGGGAACUGUCAACGCCUAAAGAUUCACGACCAAAUGAAGGCAUGGUGAGGGUAAAUGUUGAAUUGUCCCCUUUAAUGGGUUCAUUUGCUGCCAUACCAAACAGUGCACCUACCACAGAUGAUAUCAUUGAGGUCAACAGACUGUUGGAGCGAUGUCUCAGAGAAUCGAAUUGCCUCGAUUUAGAAUCCCUGUGCAUCGAAUCAGGGACAUCUGCUAUGACAAUAAAAGUUGACCUCCAUGUUCUAAAUCACUCAGGUAACUUAAUAGAUGCAUUGAUGUUGGCUGGCAUUGGUGCCUUGAAACAUUUUCGAAAACCCGAUGUAACAUAUUGUGGGUUAGAAACAAUAGUUCACACAAACGAAGAUCGUGAUCCUCUGCCUUUAAAUCUUUUGCACAUUCCUGUUUGCACCACUUUUGCCUUUUUUUCACUUACAAGUGACAGCACAGUUGUUAUAAUGGAUCCUACCGAUUUGGAAGAAAAGUGUUGUGACUGGAAGGUGAUAAUUGCUGCAAACAAACAAAGAGAGAUCUGUUUGAUGCAGACAUUAGGCAGUCGCGCCCUAACAACUGCUGAUCAGAUUUUACUCUGCUGUAAUUUGGCAAUUGAAAGGGCGAUCCAGACUGCCCAUCUAAUUGAGAGGUCUUUGAAAGAAGAUGAA
Messenger RNA from Helobdella robusta, 825 nucleotides. RefSeq lists its product as hypothetical. NCBI's taxonomy places the organism in Eukaryota, Metazoa, Annelida, Clitellata, Rhynchobdellida, Glossiphoniidae. Gene Ontology annotation, biological process: U1 snRNA 3'-end processing; U5 snRNA 3'-end processing; U4 snRNA 3'-end processing. The record is from RefSeq and is a predicted model, not a curated record. The transcript has 2 exons. Gene Ontology annotation, cellular component: nuclear exosome (RNase complex); cytoplasmic exosome (RNase complex). The annotation marks the transcript as partial.